Messenger RNA from Lethenteron reissneri (Far Eastern brook lamprey), 4851 nucleotides. RefSeq names its product L-threonine 3-dehydrogenase, mitochondrial-like. The record is from RefSeq and is a predicted model, not a curated record. Gene Ontology annotation, molecular function: L-threonine 3-dehydrogenase activity. Gene Ontology annotation, biological process: L-threonine catabolic process. Lineage: Eukaryota; Metazoa; Chordata; Hyperoartia; Petromyzontiformes; Petromyzontidae.
UUUAAUGAAACCCAAAAGCCUCCUCCUCCUUCAGCCCAUCUCAACUCCUCCGAUUUGUACACGUGCUGCUGUUGCUGCUGUUGCUGCUACUGCCGCCGCCUCUGCUGCUUCUGCUUCGUCGUCCUCUGACAAUCAUUUAUUCGCACUCAACAGCCACUCCCAAGAUGCUUUCGGGGCUACGCAGGGCGGCCGUGGAGACGGCGAGGAAGGCGCGGGCGGCUCCCCCGCUGCCCACGGCCGUCAUGUCCGUGCGCUUCCAGAGUUGGUCCCCGCGGCAGAUCAACCCGGACGCCAACUUCCACUCGGCGUCUUUCUCCGAGGAGGAUCACCCCCGCGUGCUCAUCACCGGUGGCUUGGGCCAGCUCGGCCUUGGCUUCGCAAAACUGCUCAGGCAACGAUUUGGAAAAAACAAUGUCAUCCUGUCUGACAUCCGGAAGCCACCAAAUGACGUGUUUGCAAACGGUCCUUUCAUCUACGCGGACAUCCUGGACUACAAGAACCUGCGCGAGAUCGUGGUCAACAACCGCAUCACCUGGCUCAUCCACUACAGUGCCCUGCUCAGCGCCAUAGGGGAGGCCAACGUGGUCCUCGCACGCAACGUGAACAUCACUGGGCUGCACAAUGUGCUGGACAUCGCGGCAGAGAAUGGACUCAAGCUGUUUGUGCCCAGCACCAUCGGGGCCUUCGGCCCGACGUCCCCACGUGACCACACGCCCGACCUGUGUGUGCAGCGCCCGCGGACCAUAUAUGGCGUGUCGAAGGUGCAUGCGGAGCUCAUGGGAGAGUACUACCAUCACAAAUACGGGCUGGACUUCCGCAGUCUGCGCUACCCGGGCAUCAUCUCGGCAGACACCCAGCCUGGGGGAGGCACUACUGACUACGCCGUGCAGAUCUUCCACGACGCCGUGAAGUCGGGCUCCUUCGAGUGCUUCCUGCAGCCCGAGACUCGGCUGCCCAUGAUGUACGUGGACGACUGCCUGCGAGCCACGCUCGAGUUCCUCGAGACGCCCGGCGACUCCCUGUCCAUGCGCACCUACAACAUCAGCGCCAUGAGCUUUUGCCCUGAGGAGCUGGUGGCUGAGGUGCGCAAGUACGUGCCUCACCUGCGUGUGGAGUACAAGCCCGACACCAUGCGCCAGGCCAUCGCGGACAGCUGGCCCAUGAGCUUUGACGACCGUAACGCCCGGCAAGACUGGGGCUGGAAGCACGAUGUGGACCUGCCCGAGCUGGUGUCCACGAUGAUGACGAUGUUGAGCGGCGAGCAUCAGCGUGCAGUUGCUGAAGCCAACUAACCCCCACCCCCGCACUACUCCUCCACCCCUCCCCCAAGCACCUUGCAGACGGGAACCUCCGUCUUGUGUCCAGCAUUCCAAUAGUAACGUCUUUGUUUUUAAAUGCGGUGUUGUCCCGUUGUCGUAUUCGUGUCACACUCAUCCACCGCCCGAUGAUAGGCCCAUUGGCAAUAAUAGUUCACAAUGGUGUGUUUUGUUUGAAACAGGAAAUUAAAUAUAGGCCCAUUGAGACUUGCAUUGUCUCUUUUCAAAGGGUAAUAAUGUAGAAUGCAACAGAAUAAAAAAAAUAACUCGAUAGAACAUUGUCCUUGGUAGCCUAUUGAUGAUGGUGACAAUGGUGUAACUAGGAAUAGCAACAUUUAAUAAAUAUUGACAACAUUGUACACCUCAUCCACCACCUGGAAUUAAGAGCUGACACGCGUGUAUCCGGUGUUUUAAUGUUCUUCCCAGCUUAGCACCGAUUUGUGGCAGGGAAGACAUUGCUUCACUGCACAGUCAGGUGCAGCAGGGUUAUCUGGAUCGAUUUGGUGGAUAUGUGGCAAGGAAAUUAUAUGAAUGUAAAAAGCUAAGAAUCCACAGUAAUCCAGUUUUAGGAGAGGCCCUGCUUGCAACAUUACACUACGCAGAGAGCUGAACAGCUUUGUAAAUCACACAUUGAGCCGAUUUCGUACUUGAAUUGUGCUACGGCAAUUAUUUUGGUGAGAUGAACUUGUGCGAACGUGAUUUUCAUGAAAUGUGUAGCUGCCUUCAGGUGGCAGGCUUCAAGAAAGUUUGCUGCACCACCAUGCAUUUGCCGCUAAUGGUUGCGUUGUUGGUGACGGUUCAAUAUAUUGGUGGCCAUUGGUGUAACCUGAACUAGAGUGGUCACCACGACAUGCUUGUCGUAAAGUGGCUCUAUGGAAGCUGGAUGUAAUCACACCCCUUCGGAAUAAGUCCAGCGGUGCUUCUAUCCGGAGCAGCUUGCAUGUAUCAGAAGGUGCCCUUCUCUCCCUCGCGAGUGUAGCAUAAGCACGCGCUGCCUUGUCAGGGCUGUGCUUAUAUAAGGUGUGAUGCAUUGCUUUCACAGGAUGAGGUUUCAUCUUGCAUGGCACCCAUCCGGCAUUUGGGGAAAGGAAUUCCGAUCAUGAGGCUGCGUGCGUGGCUCGAUGCAAGGGCCAUAUUUUAAUGCGAUUCGCGUGUUUUGAAUGGGUACGGCUGACGUUUCUAAAUAAUAGACUUUCGUAAAAGCGCAUUUGUUUCCACAUCACCUUCAUGGCUCGCGGUAUUGCGUCACAAGGAAGGCAAUGUGGUAAGGCGUGCGUGUCGGCCAUUCGCAAACUACGGAUGUCACGAUGGCCCGUAAUGUGAGAGCGGCUGUGACGGUCCUGGGGAAACGUAGAGUCCAUCUACCGCCCGUACCCGUGGAAAUGGAACCACCUGGACUGGAAACACAUAGGACAGGCGUUUGAACUGGUGAAAGUAUAAAAUAAUAUACAGAGCUAAUGUACUUGGAAGGGAAAAUUAUCACAGAAUAGGUGGUUUUAUUUAAUACGGAGCAAAUCUGUGGGUUUGUUAAUAAUAGGAACAGUUGAUUGAACAUGCUAUAGUCGUCGAGAGUGCUUAUUAAAGUAAAACAAAUAUUUGAAUGCUGUUCGUGCUCUAUCAUAUUUGCACAUAGGGGUGACAUUAACGUUUUAAAACGAAAAACUUUAUUUUACUAGGUAAGGCCCACUGAGCUAUGUAGCUUAAUUUUCAGAAGCGACCUGGCCACAAAUGAUAGCUCAACAAAGUGGCUUAUCAUCCUGUGAAAAUGUAUAGCAGCCAAAUACUCUAAGCCAGUGGUUCUUAACCUGGGGUGCGAGAUGCCGUUUUUCUGAGAACCUGCCGCAAAGGUUAAGAACCACUGCUUUCAACGCAUGCUUUUAAAUAUGGAGGGGGCAAUUCGGACGAUCCAUGCGACCACGUGGAAAGAGCGACACGCAAACUCCAAAUUUCCAAACGUCAAGGUCGGGAUCGAGCCCACGACCUCCUGUGUACCAAGACUCCAUGGAGUUAGGUUAUCGGGAAGAAGUGGUUGGUCGGUGGCAGAGGUGACACCACGCAUUGGCAACUAACGAUCAAGGAAGCAGCAUUUCUCAACUGAUUUGCUUGCCACGUUAUGGGGGCAUUUUGUUCGACUACCUUACUCGGAUUACAGAGUGCUUUUCUAUUGACGGUUAAGAGUUAUUCGUCUUUUUUAAAUGAAUGCUCAUUAAUGUUUGCUUCAUUAAUAACCUCUCCAGGGUGUCCUCGAGAGCUCCCAGUAGUGGCGUGAGCAAGCAAUUUAUCUAAGUUAAGUGGGCAGCAGUAUUCGUUACAAAAAAAGUGACUUGCUCUAAUAAGGACAUCUUAGCUAUAAUCGCGUAGCAAACCUAUGUCCUGUGUCAAGGGAUUUCUGAGUGUUCCACCCCCUUGGCUGCAGUGCUGUUUUAGCUUGUUGCUUUCGUGCCCUAUCGAUGGCUCGCAUUAAUUUACAUAUACAUUUAAGAAUAAAAGAUAAAAUAAGUGCCUUUUUUUACUUUCAAUGGAAACUCAAUUUCCUCCGAUCCCCUCCCCAACCAUCUCCGUGGAGACUAGGGUUGAACCGUGCUGGGUUUGUUGGGGUGCUUUUUCGAAGAAGCUUGGAGUCACGCUUGAUGUCGCCACUUUCUGAUACCGACGCUGGAAACUCGAAUUGCACGAACUGCUAAGCGUAUGAUGCCAAAUCGGCGAGUCAAAAUUGUCACCCCCUUCCAGAUGUUAAUAUUACUGACAUCCCUGAGCUGACUGCAUCAUGAAUUAAAGAAUGUCCACGACAAGUUGUAGUUGCCAUAAUUGUCUGUUUUAAUUAAGGCGUGUGCCAAAAUAGCAUUUGGUUAAGUAACUAACAUAUUUGGAGUAAAAUAUUUAAGCGGUUGGCAUUUGGCUCCAAAUCACUCGUAAGAUGCUCCCACUUUCCAGAAGUGUUGCCUUUUGUAAAGCUUGAAAUUCAACAAUGAAGAGGGAAUUCUUCCAUCAACUAACGAUUUCCAUGAGACAAUUAACUGACUGAGGUGGUAUAAUGACCAGCUUUUCUGAUGGUGUGCCCUGUUCAUGUUGUGGUCCAGUAAUGUCACCCCUGAAUGAAGCUGGACACUACUGCUGUACACAUUUGACUGCAUCAGGCAGUUGGCUGGACAAUCGGUUGGACUGACAAAUAAUCAGGUCAUAGUCGCACAAUCCAAAACAGAUUUCCACGUGACCACAGUGGGCUGCUUUGGCUUGGCAAGAUGUAUUCUCUCAACUAUGUUUUUCAAUCACUCCAACACAAUGUAAUGAAGAAUGCACUUUGCAAGUUUACAGGUUGCUCAGGUAUGUUGUGUAUGUCUCUCGGGAGGGAUGCCUGUACCAGCUUUGUCCUAAGUUAAACAACUUCAAUGUUGGGCGUUUUCAAAGGAAAGUGUAUAUUUUAUCAAUAUAAUUUUUUGCAAUAUUUUAUUAUCCCCCUUGUGCUCUCGCAAACAUGUAUGUUACUCUUGAGUUGUAACCAAUAAAGAUUGUAUAAAGACUGUACGAAAAAUAA